AUGACGCCCGUCGAGGAGGGACACUUUAUUUCAACAAGUUCCCGAAAGAGGCCGAGCGGGGAGGAGUCUGAGAACAAUGCCAAGCGGGCGAAAGUGACACACGACGUACGGGAACAGAAUGCUUUGACGCAUUUGCUUGAUGAAGCACGGAGACCACGCACCGUCAACGCAGCACAGGGGACCCCUCAUGAACGUACCGCAGGCCCUCAGCUGUCCCCUGGUCAAGGGCCAGUCGGUCAGUUCGGCUACACGCCAUCUCCUUGGCAAAUUCGAGUCGCAACGUUGGUUCAUGGGGAACAAAGUCGAACACCUGGGACCACACCGGAGAAGGCAGCCGCGCCGAGAGAGCACAUACCCCUCAUGGACGGAAUAGUAGAGGACGACGAGAAUGGGAAGCCUUACCAUUGCAUCGUCGAUGGUUGUGAGAAGAAAUACAAAAAGCUCAACGGGCUUCUAUACCAUAGUCAAGUGUCGCAUUCGACGCAGCCGAUGGAUUUGGACGAUCCCAGACCUUAUAAGUGCAUCAUAAAGGGCUGCGAUAGAAGUUACAAGAACUCGAAUGGGCUAGCCUAUCACAUCGAGAAGAACCACGACGCUUGUAGGCCACCCACACCAGUAACGCCGAAGAAACAACCAGAUAUUGAAGUCGAGAAGCCCUUCACUUGUCCCUACAAGGGCUGCGACAAGGCAUAUAAGAACGCGAAUGGAUUGGCAUAUCAUUUGUCGAAAGGAAAGGCAACUGGUCAUAACGUCGAAGGAAACACAGGCACAGGAGUCAAAGCAUACAAGUGUGCUGUAUGUUCAUCUUCUUUCAAGUCACCUCAAGGGCUAAGUGGGCAUAUCGAGACGGCGCAUGCGGAUAUGGAGCCGAUAUCUGCACAAACUGUGAAAGCAUCUUCACCCACCUUGCUCAAGCCUUACAAAUGCGCUGUUUCCGGAUGCCGUCGGAGUUACAGGACUCCUCAGGGAUGGGCGGGACACAUCAUUGAGACGUCGCAUACCGAUAUGGAACCUAUGGCCGGUCACUAUGUCGAUACCGACUCGGCUACAGGCUUGAAAGCAUACAAGUGUGCUGUUUCGGGAUGUCAUCAAAUCUACGCGAAUCCCCAGGCAUGGGCCGCCCACAUCAUCGACGAAACAUCACAUGAUCAGGACUUCGCCACGGGCGUCAGAAUAUACAAAUGCACUGCAUGCCGGAAGCAAUACAAAACCCCGCAAGGGUAUCUCGGGCACAUGGAGUCGGCGCAUCCCGACCUGGAUCCUUCAACUUCGCCCGACACGGGGGUCCAGAUCCAGCUGGAAUGCCCGUCCUGCAUGCGUUCUUUCCGGUCACAACAAAGUCUCGAAGCACAUAUGGUUACGUUGCAUAACAUACAACAAACGCAACAAACGAACGCAAUAGCGGGAAAUAAAACACACCUAUCACCAGCGGAGGCAGUGGCAGCCGCACAUCAAACGUCGUAUCGGAGGGAAAACAACAGGGUCGCAGCGGAGAUCGCUCAAGCCACGACGGUUCGUCGAUCGGCUCUACAGCACGACAAGUCAUAUGAUCAACGACAGCCGCACCAUCCCGACCACUUUGCAGUCUACCACUCGUACUAUCUGGCUGAAGAGGCGGCGCAUUCGAGGUGA
Messenger RNA from Fimicolochytrium jonesii, 1632 nucleotides. RefSeq lists its product as uncharacterized. Gene Ontology annotation, cellular component: nucleus. Lineage: Eukaryota; Fungi; Chytridiomycota; Chytridiomycetes; Spizellomycetales; Powellomycetaceae. The record is from RefSeq and is a predicted model, not a curated record. The transcript is spliced from 10 exons. Bases 1 to 1632 code for a protein of 543 amino acids.